Messenger RNA from Ostrea edulis (European flat oyster), 675 nucleotides. Its product is annotated as putative gamma-glutamylcyclotransferase CG2811. The transcript has 2 exons. NCBI's taxonomy places the organism in Eukaryota, Metazoa, Mollusca, Bivalvia, Ostreida, Ostreidae. Gene Ontology annotation, molecular function: gamma-glutamylaminecyclotransferase activity. The record is from RefSeq and is a predicted model, not a curated record. Bases 128 to 610 code for a protein of 160 amino acids.
GUCUUUGUGACGCGUACGCUUGAGUAAGGAAUAUAAAUAUUGACAAAACAUUGUAAGAGCAUUUAGAUUGGUAAUGUGAACGUCCGAAUUUCAGUGCAGGAUUUAAUGACCAGUCGGGAGUUUUAAGAUGCAUCGGGUUUUUGUAUAUGGGACAUUGAAAACAGAUCAGCCGAAUCAUCAUGUGAUCUCAAAGGGUAUCCAGGCAGGGGACUGCCAGUUUGACGGUUUGGGAGUGACUGAGGCAAAAUAUUCCCUUGUUAUAGCCUCCCAAUACAAUAUCCCAUUUUUGCUGGAUGCGCGUAAUGUGGUAAACUCUCAGAACGUUGAAGGCGAGGUAUAUUCUGUGAAUGAGAAAAUGCUGAGUCUUCUUGAUGGGUUUGAGAGGCAUCCUCAGUUCUACACCCGAUGUGAAGUCCCAAUUCUUAUAAAAGACAAAACGGAGAAGAUGUGGUGUUACUUAAUGCAAAAUUUCCGUGAACAUCUCCUUCAGUUACCAACCACCCCGAACUAUGAUUCCGCGCUUCAUGCUCCGUACCUGGGCGGCAAGGAACGGCCCGAUAGAGAGGAAGACAGACGUGCUUUCAUGUUAGAGAUCAAAGAAAAUAUAUGAUGUUGAUAUUAAUUUUACAACUACAAAUAUUUACAGAGUCAUAUGUUAAAUAAAUCUAAAAGAGC